CUGAGACGUGCUGAAUCUCUCGAUUGAGUGGUGCUUAAAGCAGCCUUGCAGAAAUCGAUGCAUUCCUCAAAUAAUCUCCAUUUGCUGAUUGGCAGUGAAGCUAAGCACCACAGGGGCCCCUUAUAGGAGGCCUCAAUGCAAAUAUGUCGCCAGAAUCCCCUACCAUCGCUAACACGUCUUUUGAAACCGAAGCUAACUCACCCGUCAACAGAGUUCUUACAACUGUGUCAGCGAGUCUUUCGUUAUUGGGAACUUCUCUGAUCAUAAUCACAUUCAUCGCAUGGAAAGACUUGAGAUCGUCUUCCAGAAAGAUACUUGUGUUUAUUUCAAUAGGCGAUUUCUUAAUCGCUGGAGGUAAUUUGUUUGGAGUAUGGCUGCCGGAAAAUGAUCGAACUACUGCUGCGUGCAAAGCUCAGAGUUUUGUCACAACUUGUGCCUCGCUUUGGUCAUUUUUUUGGACGACUUUUCUAUCCAUAUUCAUGUACACUGCUGUGGCAAGAAAGCAGGCUGAAAAAGCUGACAAGAUGCUGAGAUAUUUCCACAUUUUUGCUUGGGUUAUUCCGUUAACAGUAACUGGUAUCGCCUUUAACAAGUUAGGAAAUGACUAUGAUUUCUACAGUGCUGGCUGGUGUUGGAUCAGUGGCGAGUUGAAGACAAAUGAGAAACGAAAAUGGAUGUUACUCACAGGCAAAGCGUGGGAAGUGGCUGCAUAUGUUCUUAUUUCUACAUUUUAUUGGAUGUUAAAGUGUCAUAUUCGUAAGGAGGUCUAUCAUCACCAAAAGUUUUCAUCUCAACAGUCAAAGGAAUUUGCUAUUAAAGCAGAGAGAAGGCUUACAUUGGUACCCAUCAUUUUUAUUCUUGUGCGCAUUUGGGGUACAAUUCGCUUCAUCAUUUAUUUGUCGGACAGUGUAGCAACUUUUAAUUCAGAAUGGGAAAAAGCUCUUCUUUACCUUCAGGGAAUUGGUGACAGCAGCCAAGGUUUUGCAAACUUUUUACUAUUUUGUCUUUUCACUAAAAAAUUCAGAGUUAGUCUGAAACUUGCUGUUAAGGAAUGUCUUAUGUGCUGCAAAUCACCAUCAGAUGAUCCACCUCCAAGGAUAGACACAUCUGCUGAGUAUCAAAAUGGUUGUAGAACAUUGAUCAAUGAAAGGUCAAGUCUUCAAGCAAGCACCAGCACAUCAGUAGAAUAAGGACCAUGAGUUCCAUCUACAAAGGACACCAAGGAACCAUUAAUUCCAUAAGGAUGACUACAUGAUGGACAGUAUUAAUCCUUUCACUCCCAAGAUCUCAUUAGCUAUUCUCCUUACUGUCUACAAUUGUAAUGAUAUAACUUCUGAGAAUUUGACAUGUUUUUCUUUAUUCUCAUCUUUUAUCUGCUUGAUAUUGUACAGAUAUUGUAGGGAGAAAUUCUGUCUUGGUUACUCAUGGGAGUUAAAGGGUUAACCAGACUUAAACCAAACUUAAACUUACUAAUCAGUCAAUAGAAUAAUUAUUGGACUGCAGGUUACACUUGCUGUUGGGUAUCUAUUUUCCUGACGGCUAAAGGCCUUAAACUGAUCAUUCAAAUUUUUUAUCCUAAAGAUAUUCCCUCAUUUUUGCUCUUCCAGAACUGAGUGGUAAUACAAAACAAACAAAGGAAGAAGGAAAAUCUGUAUGGAUAAAACCUCAGGCAUCACUUGAAAGUUAAUGAAAAUAUAUUGUCUUGAUUCCUUGAAA
Messenger RNA from Pocillopora damicornis (cauliflower coral), 1716 nucleotides. Its product is annotated as G protein-coupled receptor 157. Gene Ontology annotation, cellular component: plasma membrane. Gene Ontology annotation, molecular function: G protein-coupled receptor activity; cAMP binding. The record is from RefSeq and is a predicted model, not a curated record. Gene Ontology annotation, biological process: cell surface receptor signaling pathway; adenylate cyclase-activating G protein-coupled receptor signaling pathway. NCBI's taxonomy places the organism in Eukaryota, Metazoa, Cnidaria, Anthozoa, Scleractinia, Pocilloporidae.